Molecule: messenger RNA, 2400 nt
Organism: Vigna umbellata (rice bean)
Lineage: Eukaryota; Viridiplantae; Streptophyta; Magnoliopsida; Fabales; Fabaceae
Product: cation/H(+) antiporter 24-like
Biological process (GO): proton transmembrane transport; regulation of pH
Cellular component (GO): membrane; endomembrane system
Molecular function (GO): antiporter activity
Source: RefSeq, a predicted model, not a curated record
AUGACAAGGGGUUACCCUGCACACCGUUUUGUACAAGCGUACAAUGGAUGGCAGAAACUCUUCGAUCCUUCUACGAUCGUGCAAAAACAACAAACUAUUGAGCUUACUACGAAGGACAAUUCCACAAUUUCUUUUCCCAUUGUUUGUCAUUCACUAUUUCAUUCUCAUUCUAUAGGCAUAUUUUAUACUGACAAUCCUGUUUCUCACUCCUUCACAUUCAUAUUGUUGAAUCUCGCUUUCAUCAGCAUCAUCACACGUUCUAUCAGAUUUCUUCUUAAGCCCUUAAGACAACCUCUUUUCAUAUCUCAGUUAAUAGGUGGAAUCAUCAUUGGACCUUCCCUUCUGGGGAGAAGUACAUGGUACGAAAGUCACAUAAAAACCGAGACAACAACGUUCAUAAUAAACAACCUUGGAAUAAUGGGAUUCGUCUACUUUAUUUUCCUUUAUGGUGUGAAAAUAGAUUUAGGUAUUCUAAAAAGAACAACGAAAGUGCAUAUAUCUACUGCAAUUGUUGGCAUUGUAAUUCCGACAGCAACAGUGUUGGCUGUGGCACUAGCGAUGAGAAAGAACAUGGACGAAAAUUUGGCAAAGCUUUCGUCACUAGGAUCAAUUGCGUCAUACUUGGGGACAUCAUCAUUCCUUACUAUCUACCAUAUCCUGGAAGAGUUUAACCUUCUAAAUUCAGAUGCUGGGCGAAUAUCAUUGUCCAUAGCAAUAAUUGGUGACUUAUUUGGUUUGUUUAUUUUCUUAGCGUUUGAUGCAGCACACAUGGGAGAAUUUGGGAUAAUGAGCGCGGUCGGGUUUAUGUUUUCUCUUGUGUUGAUCGUAACGUUCCUUUUAUUUUGUGUUCGACCUGCAAUGAUAAGGAUCAACAAGAAUACUGCUGAAGGGCACCCAGUGAAAGAAUACUUUGUAGUUGUGAUGCUUCUAGGGGCUUUUGUUAUGGGUUUGGUAACUGAUGCAGUGGGCAUGGCCGUUGCCACUGGACCAUUCUUUUUAGGGUUGGCAAUUCCAGAUGGGCCUUAUGUGGGAGCAACACUUGAAAAGAAAACCUCAGCAAUUCUGGGUGAUUUCUUUCUACCAUUCUCCUUUAUUAUGGUUGGAUCAUAUACUGAUUUCUAUUCCAUGACUGCUUCUGGUUGGUCCGCUUUAUCACCAUUGACUACCAUGAUCAUUGUUGGCUACCUUUUGAAAUUCUUUACCACUUGGAUUAGUUUGCAUCUCUUUCGAAUGCCAUUAAGGGAUGGACUGACCGUGAGCCUCAUCAUGAACUUAAGAGGCCUAACAGAACUUAUAUUGUUUGUCUAUUAUAUGGAACAAAGCUUCGUAAAGGUGCCGGGCUUCUCAUUGUUGAUAUUUAUGACAUUAUCAUUGACAGCAAUUUCUUGUCCUUUGAUCUCUAUAUUGUAUGAUCCAACAAAGCCAUACAUGGUGAACCAAAGGAGAAACAUUCAACAUCACCCUCCAGACAAAGAGUUCAGAAUAGUGUUAUGCAUUUUUGAACAGGAUGACAUACAUGGUCUCACUCAUCUACUUGAUAUCUCCAAUCCAACCGAAAACAUCCCUUUUUCAGUUUCAGUUGUUAGACUGAGUGAGCUCGUAGGUCGAGUCAACCCUUUGUUCAUAGACCAUGAAAAGCAACAAGUGCCUCCCAAUUAUCAAUGGAGUAGCACCAUACACGUGCUUGAACGUCAUCAAGAACUCAAAGAACCCUACAUGAAGUUUCAUUUCUUCACGGCUGUCACCCCAAAAAAGACCAUGUUCCGAGACGUAUGCGAGCUUGCCCUAGAACAAGAAGCUUCUUUGAUCAUCUUACCUUUCAACAGGAAUGUCCAUAACCAUAUGCAGUCGCAAGUCUUGAACAAUGCACCUUGCUCGGUGGCAAUUUUCGUUGACAAGGGUCUUCUUAAGACCAGUAACACCUUAGGCAGUUUUCAACGAAGUAAAUAUCGAUUUGCCGUGUUGUUUCUUGGGGGUGGAGAUUCUAGAGAGGCUCUUGUUUAUGCAGAUAAGAUGCUUGCUCGCCCUCAGGUGUCUCUCACAGUUAUAAGGUUUCUCACUCACAACUUUGUAGGGUACAACGAAAUCGAGAAGAAGCUUGAUGAUGGAAUUGUGACUUGGUUCUGGGUUAAGAAUGAGGCUAAUCAGAAAGUGGUGUAUAGAGAAGUGGUGGUUAGAAAUGGAGAAGAAACGAUCGCAGCGAUUCAAGCUAUGAAUGAUGGUGCUUUUGAUCUUUUGAUAGUGGGAAGGAAACAUGGGAUAAACCCUAUUCUUCUCACUGGUUUAUCAGAUUGGAUUGAAACUGAAGAGUUGGGACUCAUAGGAGAUUAUGUUUCUUCUGCAGAUUUUUUUGGCUCGGCUUCUGUCUUAGUUGUUCAACAACAAAUCUUAAGAGGCUAA